Molecule: messenger RNA, 1385 nt
Organism: Vanessa atalanta (red admiral)
Lineage: Eukaryota; Metazoa; Arthropoda; Insecta; Lepidoptera; Nymphalidae
Product: zinc carboxypeptidase-like
Exons: 7
Coding region: 1-1248 (415 amino acids)
Biological process (GO): proteolysis
Molecular function (GO): zinc ion binding; metallocarboxypeptidase activity
Source: RefSeq, a predicted model, not a curated record
AUGUUACUGAAAUUAUUAAUUUUUAGUGUUUUAAGUGCAAUUUCAACUUCGGAGAAAGUUAGAUAUGACAAUUAUUCGCUGUACAAAAUUUAUCCACAGAACGAAGAUCAUUUGAAAUAUUUAAAUGAUUUACAAAGAAACAGUGAUGAUUUACGUUUUUGGAAAUUACCUUCAUCCGUCAAUGACUAUGCGAGUGUGGUGUCUUCGCCAGAAAAUAGAGCCGUUUUUGAACAUUCCCUCAAGAAAAGGAGCUUGAAUUAUGAGGUUAUGCUGGAAAACAUUCAACAAGCAUUUCAUGAUCAAUUAUUCAGCAGAAAAAAACGUGAUACAAGAAAUCAGUUGUUUUGGACUAAUUAUCAAACAAUGGAAGAUAUUUAUGAGUGGUUCCAUCAUUUAGCUAGAACGCAUGGAAAUCUAGUUACAAUUAUUCAGGCGGGACAAUCAUUUGAAGGUCGAAAUAUUACUGGAGUGAAAAUAUCACGUAAGCCAAGUCAACGCGCUUUUUUCAUCGAAGGCGGUCAAGUUGCUGCAGAUUGGCUUUCUCCAACUAUUACCACAUAUAUAGUUGAUCAGCUCGUGCGAGGUGAUAGUCCUGAAAUAAGGAAGGCUACAGAAGACUUUGAAUGGCACAUUUUUCCUAUCCUAAACCCUGAUGGUCAUGAAUUCACACAAAAUUCUGACAGACUUUGGCUUAAGAAUCGUAGACCGACAAUAGGACGUUCAGUUGGUGUUGAUUUAUCAAAGAAUUGGAAUUCACAUUGGGGAGUUAGAGGGGGCAGCUUCGUACCAACUGAUAGUAACUACUUAGGCUUAGGGCCAUUUUCAGAAGUUGAGACAAGAGCUGUUUCAAGAUAUAUGGAAUCAAUGGAUACUAAGCUAUAUGGCUCACUGUCAUUCAGAGGUUUUGGACAAAGACUGUUGAUACCUUUUGCUCAUACCACAUCGCAUAUGUAUAAUUAUAAUGAAACGGUUUUAAUCGGUAGACGAGCAAUGGGAUCUUUGGCAGUCCGUUAUAAUACACAAUAUUUGGUUGGAAAUUCAAUGGAAGUACAUGACGGUUCUACUGGUUCUAUUGCUGAUUGGGUCAAGCAUCGCUUUAAUCCUCCCGUGGUUUUUACCUACCAACUCAGGGAUAUCGGUAAUUGGGGCUACAUUUUACCAGUGAACCAAGUGCUGCCAUCUUGCGAGGAAACCUUCGACUCCGUGAUGGCGAUCAUUAGGGAGGCGAGGUUUAUUAAUGUAUUUUAAUAAUUUGGUAAAAGUGAAGGAUUUUAUUCGUCAUUUGUGAUGAAUUUUGAAGUAUAAUGAUUAAGUACAUGUUAGGUUUAUUAAGUAAUAAAUUUGAUAUAUUUUUAGCGAUUGUCACAAAGCUAUUUUUUGUCAAU